Messenger RNA from Acanthosepion pharaonis, 720 nucleotides. Lineage: Eukaryota; Metazoa; Mollusca; Cephalopoda; Sepiida; Sepiidae. The record is from the annotation of a GenBank genome assembly.
AUGUUGCUCCGAUCACUACAAUUUUUAAUCUGUUCAAGGCUAGGGUUAACCGUUAUCUUCCACUCCUAUACACAGAAAUGGCCUCCAAACGUAACACUCUACCUUGAGUGCCCUCCCCCAGGUCUUUUGAUUGAACCUCGUUUUCUUUCUUUCUUUCUUUCUUUUUUUCUUUCAUAUUCUCAUUUCUUUUCCACGCUUCCUUUUUCUUUCUUUCUUUCUUCCUUUCUUUCUUUCAUCUUCUCAUUUCUUUUCCAAUUAUUCUAUUCUCCACGCUUCAUUUUUCUAUCUUUCUUUCUUUCUUUCUCUCUCUCUCUCUCUUUCUUUCUUUCUUUCUUUCUUUUUUCUUCUCAUUUUUUCAACUUAUUCUUUUCUCCCCGUUGCCUCUUUCUUUCUUUCUUUCUUUCUUUUUUUUCUCUUUCUUUUUUCUUUUCAUUUUUUCAACUUAUUCUUUUCUCUACGUUGCCUUUCUUUCUCUUUCUUUCUUUCUUUCUUUCUUUUCCACUUCCACUUAUUCUUUUUUCAGGUUUCCUCUUUCUUUCUUUCUUUCUUUCUUUCUUUCUUUCUUUCUUUCUUUCUUCUUCUCAUUUCUUCUCAACUUAUUCUUUUCUCUACGUUGCCUUUCUUUCUUUCUUUUUCUUUCUUUCUUUCUUUCUUUCUUUCUUAUUCACUGUUUUCUCGUUCCUAUCAUUUUCUUUAUCCCCCCCCCGUAGUAAUCAAUAG